This is a messenger RNA of Portunus trituberculatus (swimming crab), 5249 nucleotides long. RefSeq lists its product as uncharacterized. NCBI's taxonomy places the organism in Eukaryota, Metazoa, Arthropoda, Malacostraca, Decapoda, Portunidae. The record is from RefSeq and is a predicted model, not a curated record. The transcript has 20 exons. The coding region runs from base 137 to 4720 and encodes 1527 amino acids. Gene Ontology annotation, cellular component: cytoplasm. Gene Ontology annotation, biological process: activation of GTPase activity; regulation of small GTPase mediated signal transduction. Gene Ontology annotation, molecular function: protein binding; GTPase activator activity.
GGGCAGAAGCGGCCAGGGCAGCAGCCAGGGCGCUCGGAGCGGUGCUGCGCCGCCGACAGUUUGUGGGUCGGCGCGCGGUGACCGAACCCCAUGUGAGCGUCUCCUCCUGCCCCCGACGACGCAACAGCUUAGGAGGAUGUCGGCCAUCUGCUUCGUGUGUAACCUGCCCAUCCUGAGCCAUCAGGUCGGGCUGGUCUGGGAGGGCGGCAAUGGCUACGACGAGAUGCAGAGCGAGAGUUCCUCGCCGCGGCCUCGCGUGGGCCGCCGGGACUCCUGCGCUCAGAUCACCACCAUCGAGCCCCCGCGGGAGAUACGGGAAACCUCCCCCCCUACCUCCCGCAGGCGGCGCUCCUCCUUGGCGCAGCUGACGGACAUCCUGCGGGACUGGGGCCGCCGGGACGUUGCGGAGCAGCGGUCCACUAGCACGUGCACCACGGCCAGCACCACGCCCGUGGGGCCGCUCACCCGGCGGGAGAGUCGCGACCUAAGCCGCAGAGAGUCCUUCGUAGAGAUGGCCAAGUCCCUCCCAUGGAGAAGGAAAGAGUCCCUCGUGGACGUCCCGCGCAUCAAGAACCGCCGGGAGUCCUCCGCUGAGAUGAAAAAGCGGCGGCAGAGCGGCACCGACAUCCGGACUGACAUCGCGAAGUUCCUGGCGCGGCGGGAGAGCGUGACGGAGAUACUUCGGCGGCGCCGAGACUCCCUGGAGCAGGAGAAGAAGGAGCGGCGAGACUCGACCACACAGGUGUACAUGCGCUCCUCCCGCAACAGUGUGGACAAGACCGCCUCGCCGGACCGCCCCGAGAUCCACUCCCCCCGCCACGUGUCCUCGCCUGAGCCCCGCGAGCUGGCCCCCAAACCCUCCGUCACGCCUCAGGUGUCGGCGGAGUCCCACAUCUCCCAGGCGUCACUCGCCUCCCAGCUGUCGGGGGUGGGGGAGGCGGCGGGUGGGGGCACGGCCGAGGUGAGGUCGCCCGUGUCCUCGCCAGCACCGUCCUCUCCCACCACUACCACCACCACCAUCACCACCAAGCGCGAGUCCAUCACGCAGCUGUACCGCGGCAGGCGGGACUCGCGGCCGCAGGUAUCACCGGAGCGCGGAUCGGGACGCGGCAGCAGGGAGACCUCGCCCAAGUACAGCAGGCUGCGGCGCCAGUCCACCGCCAUCGAGGAGGCGCUGCCAUUGCCUGGCUCCCGUCGAGGCUCUCGCCCCUUCCUGUCGCCAGACGGGCCGGAGACGGAUGGCCUCGCCAAGAAGUGUCGCCGGGACUCCCUGUCGCCAGACUCCGCGGCGGUGGAGGAACUGUCGCUGGGCAAGAAGGCGCGCCGUGACUCCCGCCCACACCUCUCGCCGGAAGCCAGCGACUCCAACUCCAGAGAAACGUCCCCGCGCAGCAGACUGCGGCGCCAGUCCACCACGGCGGCAGAGUACUGCGGCAGGGGCCGCCGACCGUCGCGAUCCCCAAGGUCACCUGACUCCUCCUCCACCUGUUCUUCCAGGGAACACUCGCCCAAGGACCUAGGAUUGCGGCGCCAGUCCACCACGGAGGAGAUUCUGCUGUCCCGGGGCUUCAGGAGACAGUCUACCACGGAGGACAUCAUGCGGGCCAGGAACUUCCGCCGCCAGAGCACCCAGAGCGAGGAAAUGUCCAGGUCACGGGGCAGGCGGGACUCCUCGGCGCAGAUCACGGACGGCACUCUGGCCACCAUGACUGUCGAGACCUCUUGUGCCUUCUUCGAUACCUCCACGCAGACAGGCAAAAAGAAGGACAGGUCAUCAAAGGGAUCCCUGUACGACAACAACAACUACCACGAGGAAUGCCUGCGCUGCAACUCCUGCGGCCUCAACCUGACCGGACCCAGCCAGACCAGAGCCCGCCGCUACAAGAACCAGUUCCUGUGUGACCUUCACUUCGCCGAUGUCGCCCUCAUGGAGACCUCAGACUUCCUCCAGCAGCUGCGCUCCUUCAAGCCGCAGAGCCUCGGGUGUGCGGUGGCUAGGCGGAAGUCGUCCACCACCUUGAUCUUCCCGCUCCCGCCCCAGGCUUGCUCAGAUGAGUUUUGCUCCGGGUAUCCGCACAGUCUGCUUCCCACCCCUGGGUACUGGAUAGAGUGUGCCGGCCAGACUGUUCCCGAUGACACCAUAUGGGACGAAUCUGAGCCGGAGCUGGACGACUCCUCCCCGCAGAGUGACCACCCCGACAAGGCAGACCAGAACAUACAGGUGUGUCCGGGCGGGCAGGUGCCGGUGAUCAACGAGCCAUCGCGGCAGAAGACAUGCAUCCAGGAACAGUGGGAGAGGAACGGCCAGUUUGACCUGACGAGCAUCGAACAGGAGACCUACGAGAAGUAUUUCUAUGGCUCCGAGCACUGGAACUACUUCACGCAGGACGAGGACCUGGGCCCCGUCAUUCUCUCCCUCAAGCAAGAGACAUCUAACGGCAGGGACCAGUUUAGGAUCAUGGUGCGUGGCAUAUCGUACACGGUGCACGGCCUGGUCCCCGCCUCGUGUGUGUUCGCUGACCGCUACAACAGGGAGGAGGUAGUGCGUUCUUUCGGGAGGGAGAUCAACCUCAACCCCCCUCUCGUCCUGGGCCAGCUGCCUGACAUCCCCGAGGAGCUGCUCAAACUGGACCAGGUGUUCAUCAAGAGCGAGCUGAAGGUGGGGGUGGUGUACGUGCGGGAGGAGCAGUUCACGGAGGAGGAGAUACUAGACAACAACGACACGUCCCCGCUGUUUGAGGAGUUCCUGCAGAUACUCGGCGACAAAGUGCGGCUGAAGGGUUUCGACAAGUAUAAGGGGGGCCUGGACACCGUGCAUGACCUGACGGGCCUGUACAGCGUGUAUGCCAACUGGAGAAACAUCGAGAUCAUGUUCCACGUCUCCACGCUGCUGCCAUACGAGAAGCACGAUCCGCAGAAGCUGCAGAGGAAACGACACAUCGGCAACGACAUCGUGUGCGUGGUGUUUCUGGAAGCAGACAACACACCUUUCUCUCCAGCUUGCAUCAAGUCACACUUCCUGCACACCUUCAUCGUGGUCAGGACAAGUCCCAGGAUCAAGUUCAAGCCUACAAGAUACGAGGUGGCCGUUGUGUCGAGGGACGAGGUGGGGGCGUACAAACCUUACCUGUUUGAGCAGAGCUGCUUCGAGAAGGGCCCCAUGUUCCGCGAGUGGCUCCUCACCAAGAUUGUGAACGGAGAACGUGCCUCCUAUUCUGCGCCCAAGUUUGCCCGUAUGCAGGACCGCACCCGCUCCCAGAUGCUGGAGGACCUUGUCAACAACCUGCAGAACCACGCCGAGACAGGCCAGAUACCCAAGCCCUACAGACGCGGGUCGUGGCGGCCUAUCGGUCACAUGCGGCCGUCAUCGCCGCUACUGGACUCGGUGCGGGACCUGUUCGAGGGGCACGAUCAGCUGGCCAAGGACUUCACCCGUGCCUUCCACAACAGCGACAACCAGUUUAACAACAUGCUCUUCGACGUGACCUUCCUGGUGGGGUCAGGCAAGGAGAAGUGCAAGCUGUACGGCGUAAGGGCCAUCCUAGGGGUGCGCAGUAGAGUGUUCCAGGAGAUGCUGUACGGCUUCAGCACAGGCUUUGGCUCCCCGCAAGUGUCAGUUGCGGACAUCCUGGCACGAGCCGUCCCCACCCUCCAUUCACCCUCACACAAACCAAAGAGCUCCAACUUCCUUCAGGUGCCUGACAUAGAGACGCCGCGGCCCAAGAGUGUGCCCAACUCCCCCAUUGUGAUGCGCGCCUUCUCCCGCCUUGGCACCCUCACCUCGGGCUGGGGCAGGUCAUCCAAGAAGAAUGAUAGACUCUCUGUGGAGGACAAGAAGAAGUGGGCCUCCUCUCAAGACUGCUCAGGGAAGGAAGGCAAGGAGCGUCAGGGUGAGAAGAACGCCCUAGCUGUGCCGCGCCUCAGUGUGUGUGCUGACGGGGGCAAGGUGGACCGGGCGAGGCUUUGCCAGACGGAGGUACGUGUGAUGGUGCCGCAGACUUCGGAGCGACGCCAGACUCAAUUCACCAUCAUCGAAUUUGAGCCUGAGACACUGAGGAUCCUGCUGGACUACCUUCACACUGGGUCCUGUCCUCUGACCUGUACUUCCAUCCCUGGCCUCAUCUGUGCUGCUGAGCAUUAUGACCUCCCAGAACUCCUCCAGGCCUGCUUCCACCACGCCAAGCAGUUCCUCCGUAUUGAAGUGGUGUGUAACAUGCUGAGCAGCCUUGAAAACUACUACUGGCGCUACACCUCAGCCUCAGAGCUGGUCAACAUGAUCCUUGCCUUUGUGGAGACUCGUGCUGUGCAGGUGUUCCAGUCAGCAGACUUCCUCCAACUGUCUGAAUCUAUGGUGAACAUGAUGAUGGCCAGAAACCUGGAAGUGGCCGAGAUCACCAAGUUUGAGGCGAUGCUGGCAUGGGCCAAGAACCGUGUCAAGGUGAAGGGUGCGUCCAAGGCUGACUCUCGUGUGGAGUUCCGCUGCAUCAUGGAGAGGCUGACCAGGGAGCUGAAGCUGUACAGGAUCUCCCCUCAGGAUCUCAUCAAGAUUGUAUUACCAAGUAAAGCCAUCAAGAAUGAAAGGAUUCUGGAGACCCUCAUGUUCCAAGCCAACUCAGGCAUGUACCGGAUCAAUGACUCUUAUUUGGAGGCUUGUCAGCAGCGACUCCAGAAGCAAGACUCCAAGUUCAGCGAGUGGGAGUCGUUUGACUAUGGGCUAUAGCGCCGGGUCCUUCUUCCCCUCCUCUUCCUCUUCCUGCUGCACCUAACCACCACCACCACCACCACCACCACCACCACCACCACCACUACCAUCACCAGUAGUUGUCAGUCAUGAAGGCACUGGGAGGUCGAUCUACAGAAGAGCAUUAUCAUGUUGCACUGUUGGCCACUACUUGGCAACUCACUUCAUCUGGCAAAUCCUCACCUGCCUCAGUCUCAGUGUAAGGUUGACAUUGUUUCUACUUCUGGGGCAGCGAGUGGGAGUCGUACAGUUUCCGGGCAGCCUUAGAGUGUCCUCAAAAGGGACAACAACAUAGGACAUAAUAGAGGAGAUCCUUUUCUCACCUGCUUGUGGAGAGGAACAGGUUAAUGUAAAGAUAGAACAGAGAAGACCACUUUUUUGAGUUGGUCAUGUUUGUAUGUGUCUGCAUGUCUGUGUGUGUGUGUGUGUGUGUGUGUGUGUGUGUGUGUGUGUGUGUGUGUGUGUGUGUGUGUGUGUGUGUGUGUGUGUGUGUAAGUGUGUAUUUGGG